AUGGAACUACUCGUUUUAGUGAAAAGCGACGGAGCCGCCAGCGACGGAGCCGCCAGCGACGGAGCCGCCAGCGACGGAGCCGCCAGCGACGGAGCCGCCAGCGACGGAGCCGCCAGCGACGGAGCCGCCAGCGACGGAGCCGCCAGCGACGGAGCCGCCAGCGACGGAGCCGCCAGCGACGGAGCCGCCAGCGACGGAGCCGCCAGCGACGGAGCCGCCAGCGACGGAGCCGCCAGCGACGGAGCCGCCAGCGACGGAGCCGCCAGCGACGGAGCCGCCAGCGACGGAGCCGCCAGCGACGGAGCCGCCAGCGACGGAGCCGCCAGCGACGGAGCCGCCAGCGACGGAGCCGCCAGCGACGGAGCCGCCAGCGACGGAGCCGCCAGCGACGGAGCCGCCAGCGACGGAGCCGCCAGCGACGGAGCCGCCAGCGACGGAGCCGCCAGCGACGGAGCCGCCAGCGACGGAGCCGCCAGCGACGGAGCCGCCAGCGACGGAGCCGCCAGCGACGGAGCCGCCAGCGACGGAGCCGCCAGCGACGGAGCCGCCAGCGACGGAGCCGCCAGCGACGGAGCCGCCAGCGACGGAGCCGCCAGCGACGGAGCCGCCAGCGACGGAGCCGCCAGCGACGGAGCCGCCAGCGACGGAGCCGCCAGCGACGGAGCCGCCAGCGACGGAGCCGCCAGCCGACGGAGCCGCCACCGACGAGCCGCCAAUCAUGAAACCAGUCGUAAACCGAAGAGAUGUUAA
Ostertagia ostertagi is the source of this 750-nucleotide messenger RNA. The record is from the annotation of a GenBank genome assembly. Lineage: Eukaryota; Metazoa; Nematoda; Chromadorea; Rhabditida; Trichostrongylidae.